Messenger RNA from Peronospora matthiolae, 5913 nucleotides. Lineage: Eukaryota; Oomycota; Peronosporomycetes; Peronosporales; Peronosporaceae. The record is from the annotation of a GenBank genome assembly.
AUGAGUCGACGAGGCAGCGUCUCGGACGACGACGACGACGCGACCGGCGAGCGCCGCAGCGUCAGCAAUCGAAGCUGCAGCAGCAGUAGCAGCAGCAGAGAGCGGAGCGGCAGUGCUGGCACCAGUUGUGGGGGCGCAGCUGCCCCUCAGUUCGUGGCGAUUCACUCGCGCGUUGGUAAGAAGUAUCAGGCUGUGAUCCCGGAGCUCCUGGUAGACGCCACAGAGCUAAGGGAAAAGAAGAAACAGGUGCUGCAGCUGCCACGAUCGAGAUACUGUCGUGGUCGAGCCCAAGAGCUGGGAAUCGAGCUGGACAAGUACCUUCAGUGGGCGCGGUCGCUGCGAGAAGGCGCGACGUUUGAUACGUCGGAACACAUGACGACGCUGGCUCUUGAGCACCUGCAUCGCUUUGAUUACAAUAUCACGGACGCUGCGUGCUCACUAUAUGCACGACAUAGUAUCGAAGUGCCGUCACCGGCGGUGACAGAAAGUCCACAACUGACGACUAAGUUGACAGCAUCGGAAGGAGCGAAACAGUGGCUCUUGGCGUUCUACUGCUGCAUGAGAGAGACAGCAAUUGAUGGUGAGGUGUUUAACAAGAUGCGGCAAUUACACGACGAUGCUGAGACGAGUGCUGAAAAAAGUUUAAUACCAGCGACAGAAGCGGGGGUCCUAGCCCGACUUGUUGCGCGUAUUUUUCAGUGGAGAAAGCAGUGUGAGGUCGUGCAGAACGAGAAAGUCGAUUGCGCACAGCUGCGAAGGCUACUGCACGAAGCAGAAGAUAUGCAGGUGGUACUGCCGGAAAAGGAAGUGGUCGUGUCCAGGAUACGGGCGUUUGAAGCGGCACUUGCGCGGCUGAAAGAAGCGCUAGGACAAACCCGUAGUAGCAAACGGCACCAGAGCAAGAAGGUGGCACUAAAAGAGUUGGAAAAGCUCUUCGAAGCAGUGACGGUAUCUCGUGUGAUUUUUGUAGAAGAAUAUCAACUUCGUAACGUGGUAGAUGAGGCAAAGGAACUUAAGUCUGUAAUGGACAAUAUGUUGGCGGAAGGCAAAGUAAGCCUACCCGUUGUGCGUGAUGUGCUGGCGAAGCUCGAGUUCAUCCCAGUGAAUUUUGAGGAGGAGGUGGCGCAAUUUCAAACCAAGAUGCUGAACGCACAGACGUGGCUGGCAAAGGCUCGCAAAUGUAUGCCUAAUCGUCGGGCCACACGUCGAGCAAGUAGUGCUGAUUCAAAUAAAAUGGAUGUGGAAGCAAUUCGUGCGCUCGUCGACGAUGCGCCGUGUGAAACUAGUACCGAAAUGUUCGAAAUGCAAGAUUUAUUGGUGUGUGCGGACGAGUGGGCCGCCAAGGUGAAGAAAGUAAUCGAUGAUAGUGCCAAUAUUACGCUCGACCACCUGAAAGAAAUCCUGGACGAGGCUAAAGACAUCCCAGUUAUCAUGGAUGAGCAAAAGUUUUUGGAGGCUGAAAUUGCUGCACGAGAAUGGUGUACGAUCGCUGCAGCAAAGUUGGCUUCUCGCAAAUCUAUUGAAGAAAUCGAGGAUCUGAGAGCACAGGCCAAUUCGAUACGGGAGCGCAUUUAUCCCAAGAAGCAGUCACGCUGGAAGCCACAGAUAGAACGCGAGAUCCACGCUGCCUUGGACCAAGCACGCAAAUGGAUCAAUGAGCUUCGAGAUAACCUUGGUGUUACGGCCUCUGACAAGUUGUUCGCCUCGUUAUCGUCAUACGUACCAUGUUCGGUAUCUUCCAGGUCAUUAUCUCAUUCGUCAGCGUCACAUGGCGAUAGAGCAAAUAAGAAAUCGAUGGACACAAUUGGCAAGCUGGUUGAAAAGUCGCAGGCUCUUGCGGUUGACGUGUCCUCAUACACUACGCCGCUGAAUGACUUGCUUUUAAAAGGCGUUGAAGCGCAGGCCGAAGCGAGCGCUGUUUUGAUGAGUAUCGGCUGCUUAUCUGGAACUAACUUUCCCGACAUAGCAGAUGAUAAGGAAAGAGCAGAGAUUGAGUUUACGCCUCGUGAGCUAGGUGAUCUGGCGCAGGCGUCAUCCUUACUGGAGCGAAUAUAUGCUUUUCCAUUUACUUUCGAUGAGGGGCAGAUUCUUGCUAGCAUUGUCGAAGGUGAAAAAGGUUGGGCAGCGCGCGUUCGUGAAUGUAUUCCUCCACGGCAGUCAAGGAAAAAGGGUUUAGCCAAUGAAUCGUUUUCGACCGAACAACUGCACGAGCUAUUGAAUGAGUCCAAGAAGUUACGCUUUUUAUUUUGGGACGAAUUGCGCAUCUUGUCGAGGGAGCUCAAUGAUUUGACCUUAUGGCGAGCAAAGGCACACGAGGUUAUGAAUGGUGAAAUCUGUGUCCCUAUUGGAAAGGCGGUCGAUCGUCUUCGAUCAUUUGAUCUUCUCGUGUAUGGGAAGCUGCAACAGGCUAAACAGACGCUCCGUGUCGGCAAUGUGGUUGCUGUCGAUACCGGUGACACAAACUGCAAGCUUGCAGGCACUGGAGUGUCAUUGCCUUGGCCCAAGAAGGAAAUGGAAGCUGUUAAGGAUGAAGCAUGUAGCGAGAAAGCCAAUGGACACACGAUGGAUGUCGAUGCAGAGGGCUCAAGCAAUCCUGGCAUAGUGCUGGAUAGUAAAGAAAGGCGUCUUGGACUUGAAGUCGUUCACUGCGAAAGUGGUUGCUUCAAAAAUGGCGUAAAAGUAGGAGUAGUGGCUGGUGUAAAUACUGCUAGCUCUGCUAGUAUCGCUGGCAUGAAUAUGCGGGCGGUGGAGAUACACAUCGAUGAGAUUAUGGCGCGUGUUAGAGUUGAAAGUGGCUGCAUGCGAAAGUCCGUAUCCAAGGACGAGGAGGACGAUGCUAAUGCUAUCGAUGUAAGGAGAUCAUGGAUGGCCGAAAAUGGGCAAGACCUUUUGGAGUCAGUUUUGGCAAUGGCAGAGGAAAGUUUUGAAGCUGUUAAUAGUUUGGAGCUAAAAGAAGCCGAAUUACGUCAAACAGUCGAGGAGCUGGUACUGACUGGAGAAAACGGCGGUAUGGUGGAGGAUAUUACGGAUAAAUCUGUGCGAGUACUGAACGCGUGGAAGCAACAGCUUGUGCAUGUACGAAAGGAAAGUGAAAUUCUCAGCGUCGAAGCUCCGGAGCAGCAGGCGCUAGACCUGGUCAUAUCGUUGCUCGACUGGUUGCAAGGGUCUCGGUCGCUCUUUUACGACGAAAUUCUUCCUCUCCAAGACUUAGUCGAGAAGGGUGACAGGAUUGCUGAAGAUCUAAGGAAAUCUGCGUCUCAUGGUAUCAUAGAGCUUAAAACCCUGGGAAUUAUGGAGCUAAUGCUUUGGCCACUACCGUACUUAAAGGCUCAUGAAAAGGUGGUGCUUGAGUGGACCGCGCGCGUUCACAAAUGUGUGGCAGGAAAGCACGCGCAGGUAAACGAGCUACAGGCGCUGCUUGAUAGCGGAAGUGGACUUCUUCUGGAGCAGGGUGCCUUCAAAAUUGUGAUGGAUGAAGCCAAGAAAGCCAAAAUCUGGUUAUCAAAGCUAAAGAAACGUUUGCGAGCUCUAACAACCAAAGGAGCCCAACGACUUAGCAUGGGCACAGCGCGUUCUCUUGUCGAGGAAGGAGAGGAUAUUGCCAUUGACAUUCCUGUAUUUGAUUUCCUAAAAGAGCACCUAGAGAUUGCAACUGACUGGGAGCAGCGCGUGCUAGGGUCUGGAAUCGAGACAGGUCAGGCACGGGUUGCAACUCUGCUUGCAUUACUUAAUGAGUACGAGUGCGCUCGUCUGGUGAUUGAUCUCGAUAUGCAUCGAGACGUUUUGAAGUCAGCCACUGAGCGAUUUUGCAUUUGCCGACAACCUUUUGACGGUUUAAUGAUUGGAUGCGAUUACUGUGAUGACUGGUUCCACGACAGUUGUAUUGGUAUGUCCAAGGAAAAGGCCGAGAAGGUGGAGCAUUACACUUGCCCGUCUUGCACUGUUUUGCAGGAGUUGGCAGCAAUGCUGCAGCAAGCAACUAUAACGUUACAGCAAGGCACUUUGUGGGACAUGCACGAGUACGCCAAAGCUUUUGAAAAACAUCAGGCCAGCGCACUGCGAAAGGUCAAGCGCGAGGAAAAGACCGUCGAGCGUACCGAAAUGCUGUUGUUCAGCGUCACUAACCAGAUGCAUCAGCUGCGGGCACGGAUUGACGACACCGAGCGUGCAAAGGCCUGCUUGACGAUGAAAGGAAACAGUACUUUUGCAGUACAUUAUCCAUCGAAGCAAACAUCCCAGCUUGGGCAAUCUGCGGCUGAACGAGUGUCGGCAGCGCCAGCAUCUGCCGUUGCCAUGGCGAAUGUGGUGACCUCAAAAGCCAUGGCGCGUGUAACGGUCCCUACGAUCCCUGCGAAUACAAAUACAAGUUUACUGGCUGUUGCUCCAUCAUCCGCUGCUACUACUGCUUCUAGUAAUGCCAACACGGCUUUGUCAGCGGCAUCCACUAUCGCCGGGAUAAACGUCGCAGUUUUAAAUCGCCAGCAGUAUCCCAGUAUCCUGAUUCCACCCAUGCGUGCCGUCGGUAAAGAACUUAAAAGUGUAUCGAAUCCAGAAGAUGUUGGCAAGCUUGUCGCGAGGAUCGACGCGGGCAGUUCGGCUAAAGCGCCCACUAUAAAUGGUGCGACAGUUUCGAAGGAGUGCUUAGAUGCUGGGAAGACUAAUACCUCACCAGCACUUCCAGUGACUUUUUCGUCUACUUUUUCCGCUUCGUCCUGCCAACAAACAACAUCCGCCAUGGCAACGCCUGUGGCUCCACCCACGUCGAUUCCCUCCACAUCCGCUCCGGGUACAGCUCAGCAGACUCUUACCUCGGCAUUGCUGAAUCCAGUAACCGCCACAUUGAUGGGUAGCACUUUGGUGGUUGCGGGUGGUGUGGAGCAACAACUAGCCAAGAUGAAGAGGGAGCAUGUUGAGGCUAGCAAGCAAGUGCUAGAGCUGCAGACCUCGUCGCGUCUAAGUCGUGAGCGCCUAACAAAAGCUCAGCAAGCACUUCGGGAGACUUCGGAUAUCUUUCACGCUCGGCAUCAAAUGCUGUCUUACGCACAAACGUGGGCUCAGCAAGCCGGUGUGCUGCUUAAUACGACAGUUUUGCUGUCACGUGCUAAUGUUGUUUUCGAAAAAUUCAUUCCUCAAGAGUACGAGUCCGUACUAGAUGCCAUGGUGUGCUCUCCACUAGAUCCGGCCGCUGGUUCCACAACAGAACCUAUGCCCAUAAAGAUCGAUAAAUUGUUUCCUGGUGUGGACAGUUUUGCCCGUUUGCUACGAGCGGUACCGUGGAGUCUCGUGGUGGUGUCCCUGUUACAGCAACGCCCGUCACGUGACGAGAUUAGUAAUGCCAUCUCGUAUGCAUCUGAGCAUGGGCUAUGGGAAGAUAAGAAAAUCUCGACGGUGCUACGCAGCUUGAUUGGACGCGUGGACGCGUGGGUAUCGCGUGCUCAUAAAUGCAUGAUAAAAACCGGAACCAAGAUGCAACAAUUAUCCCGACUAAAAGUGUUGAUGAAUGAGUAUACCAAGCUUCCGCUGACAUAUUCGAAAGUGGCAGGACCCUUGGAUAUCUACAUGGAAAUGCUAUCGGGUGUUGGAGUAAAGAGCGACGUCAAAAGUGAGAGCAGUGCAUUCACUCUCGAAGCAGCAGAAACUGCCGCUAUAACAGCUUUAGAUGACGCGAUGGUUGGCAUUUCUUCAUCUCUGGCUGCAUCCGGUGUAGGCACCAUGGGCAGCAGCAGCACGCGAAAACAAGCACCACGAAAGCGGAGGAUGUACACGCGGAAAGAAAAACCUGCAUCUUGCUCAUUAAAAAAAGUAAAGACGUCACGAGAUGGACCCGACGACGCGUGUGUGGCACAGUCAUCAACUAAUUCUGCCACCUCAGUCGAGGUCUUAGACAAAGCGUCGAUGACCAAAGCAUCCUGA